Staurois parvus is the source of this 345-nucleotide messenger RNA. The record is from the annotation of a GenBank genome assembly. NCBI's taxonomy places the organism in Eukaryota, Metazoa, Chordata, Amphibia, Anura, Ranidae.
ACCAUUUUAGCCUGUGAUCCGGAGCGAUCCAGAGGACACAGUGGAACACCGAUGUACAGGACCUCUAUGUGAGGUCCCAAUCAUGUGGUCACUGGUUGGCAAAUCAGUGAUCACAUGAUCGGGACCUCGUACAGAGGUCCAGCCCAUCAAUCGGUGUUCCACUGUGUCCGGAGGACACAGCGGGCACCGGAUCGCGGUGCUGCGCGCUCCCAGGGAGCGCGCACAGGCAGGGUGCGGAGAAGACGUUUAUAAACGGCCACCCGACCCUGCAGUGCCACCGUCCAGCCAUUUAUAUACAACGGCUGGACGGGAGGUGGUUAAACAUGUCCAGUAAAAAAAUUUUAA